AUGCUGAAUAAGGUAUUGUCUGAGGAGCAAUUGAACCAAUUGCAUCCAAAGAACUAUGUUGAUGUGCUUGAUGAAGAGCAGCUAUCUAAACAUUGGGAAACAGGAAAGCAUGUCGCUUCGUUCUUGGCGCUAGGUUGGUUUGGAGGAGUUGUGAUCCGAAAAGUGUCUGCACCCUUCGUCAUCCUCCUUGGCUCUACACUUGUCGGAUUUCACUAUUUAAGGUCACAGAAGAUUGUGGACCUCAAUUGGAACACCAUAAAAGAAGCUGUUAAACCUGAUACGGUCGAGAACGUCACGAACACAGUGAAGGAACAAAUCUCUGGAGAUCUCGUAGGCACGGUCGGUCUUGCAGUGGGUCUAUAUUUGGGCCUCAAGAAGGCGCGCCGUUGA
Molecule: messenger RNA, 390 nt
Organism: Gregarina niphandrodes
Lineage: Eukaryota; Apicomplexa; Conoidasida; Eugregarinorida; Gregarinidae
Product: FUN14 family protein
Exons: 1
Coding region: 1-390 (129 amino acids)
Source: RefSeq, a predicted model, not a curated record